CGUCACACGCCGAGGGUGCCAUGGCCGCCAUCACACAGGGGUCGCGGGGCCGCCGGCAGACUGUUAACGAGCGCAUUGACAGCAUCCUGGACGACUUUUGCCGGUCGUCGAUUGUCCAUCCCGGCGCGGAAACGGAUGUGCAAGCAGUCGAGUCGAAGCGGCUGUCCCAGCUGUACCAAGUGUCUCUCGACGAUCAGUUCCUCAAGGAUCGCGUGCACCACUUGCCAUCGCCCGUGUCGAGGGAGCGGCAAACGGCAAUAUCCCGCCACAUGUAUAGCCGGGAGCGGGCGGCGCUGCCCCCCGCAGCGUCCCCUCUCGCUGUGACAAAGCCCACUGCACCUCACAACGCCCUGCCCAUCUGCUCGCCUAUCAAAGCCUCUCAAAGCACGUCCAAGCUGCACCAACUACAAAAGCUCCAGCCGUGGUAUAUGGGUCACAACAACGUCGGGACAGGGCCAGCGUGCACGCUUCACGCCAAGACCAAGAGGUACGGGGCUCGAGGGGCCGUGCAGUUGAGUGCAGCAGAGACCGUGGCGGGCACAGUGCCAACCAUGCACCCCACCAAGCUCCACCCUUCGCCGUCCCUGGAAUCUGGCCUGGCCAACCUAGCCAAAUUUCAGCACCCGAACACGUGGAGCCCAACUCUUCGGGGGUCCCCGACGAUGUGGUCCGAGGAGGCGGCGUUCGUGUAUGGCGCGUCGCUGUCGUUUCACAACACUCGGCAGCCCCAUGUGCAUCCAGCAUCAAAGGUCAAGGUCCAGCUGCGCGACGUCGACCCGGACGCAUUGCGUGUCAACGAAAAGACCAAGGCCGAGUUGAAAGCGCUCGAAAGCGCCUUGCUCCAAGAGCAACAGGCCGAGCGAGCGAAAUGUGCAGCCACCCGCGACGUCCUCGACGACGUACGCGAGCAGCAACGCGUCGAGCUCAGCAAACACGUCCACCACGCCAAAGUGCCAGCUAAAGCCAUGAAGGAAAUGACGCUCAUCAAGACUGCAGGACCCGCUCGCGUCGCGGCCAUCUCCACCAAGCUCAUGCAAUGCAAAUACGACCUGCGGUGGAGAACGAUGUUCGUCCUCAUUGAUGCCAUGCGACGAAGCGUGUUCAACCGGCCGUUGCUGCAAGAGCUGUCGCUGCUCCUGGAACGAAUCGCGGAGCAGGGCACACGGCAAAAGCGCGCAAACCCUUUCGAGCUCUCGCGAGACCAAUGUCGGGAGCUGUUUGCCAAAGAGUACCCUGCCUUUGGCGAGUCAAAUGUCAACCUCAUGUACUCAUCGUUCGACCCGACACACACCGACUGCCUCGACAUGCGCGACGUGAUCUCGACGGUCAAGGCGCUACGAAUGUCCAACGCAAACACGCGCGCCAGCAGCAUGAAAGACGUCGUGAUGGAGCUCCUCGCGAUGUACGCGGCCGCGUCCACGGUGUAUGUAUUCCAUGUCCUGCGCGUGCUGUGUUUGUUCUGCACGUCGACCGACGACGAAGAUGCCCUCGUCCAUCGCGUCGAGACACUGUUCCAACUGUACCGGCCCUUUCGGCACCUCCAUGGACGAGUUGACCUGGACGCCGUCGACGCGUUCCUCACGGAGCAGUCGGCGAUCGUGGACGUUUUCACAGACAACUUGAUGGCUCGGCGGAGGCACAUCCACACGCAGACGCUGCACAACUCGGCCGAGUGACGGCCGUGCGUAUCGCCAGGAGUCGCUCCAGCGUCAUCGUAGCGCAGCCAGCGCACGAAGCAACAUGCGAAACAUGUCUCCAUCGAUCUUGUUGAGCACAGACACCGUUGGUGGACGUGGCACUUCAGCCUGGAACCGUCUACCUGGUCCAUGGCGACCUGUUGUCGUGGCAGUAAUUCUCACACGAGGUUUGCGGAAGGAGGUAUACUGAAUUCAAGUUGUUUGGAGAAGGCAUGC
This is a messenger RNA of Aphanomyces invadans, 1913 nucleotides long. RefSeq lists its product as hypothetical. The record is from RefSeq and is a predicted model, not a curated record. Bases 21 to 1676 code for a protein of 551 amino acids. The transcript is spliced from 5 exons. Lineage: Eukaryota; Oomycota; Saprolegniomycetes; Saprolegniales; Verrucalvaceae.